GAGCAAUUGACGUCCUUAUAUUGCUCCUCGCUGCCUCCUGGCUCGUCGAGACGUCGUGUCCAAAAACUCCUACUCACCAAAACAGCGUCAGCACAACCACCAACCAUGGGCUCUUCCUCACCACCAUCCAUCAAGCUCGCCGAGUAUCUCUUCACCCGGCUGCGCCAGCUGGGCGUCGACUCCAUCUUUGGCGUCCCCGGCGACUACAACCUGCGCCUCCUCGACUAUGUCGAACCCUCCGGCCUGCACUGGGUCGGCAACUGCAACGAGCUCAAUGCCGCCUACGCCGCCGACGGGUAUGCCCGCGUCAAAGGCCUGGGCGCUGUCAUUACCACCUUUGGUGUUGGCGAGCUCUCCGCCAUUAAUGGCAUCGCGGGUGCCUAUGCCGAGCGCGCCGCCCUAAUCCACAUCGUAGGCACCCCGCCCCGGGACUCCCAGCAGAGCAGGCGGCUCGUCCACCACACCUUCGCCGAUGGCGAGUACCGCCGGUUCGCGGCUGCCCAUGCCAAUGUCACUGUGGCUCAGGCGAGCAUCGAGGACCUCACCAUGGCCCCCUCGCAGAUCGACAGGGUCAUCGAGCAGGCGCUGUACCACAGCCGGCCGGUCUACCUACAGGUGCCUGAUGACAUGAUCGACAUGAAGGUGUCGACAGCGAACUUGACUGCCAUACCAACACUCAGAGUCCCCGAGCUAGCAGAAGGUGACCAUGAGGAGAAGAUUCUCUCGGAAAUUGUGGAUCGGAUACACGCCGCGAAGCAACCCGUCCUGCUCGUGGACGGCGAGAUCCGGGGUCUCAACGUCGUCUCACAAAUCAACCAGCUCGUUGAGGCCACAAAAUGGCCUACAUGGACAGCAGGAUUCGCACGGGGCAUGGUCAACGAGAACCUCGACAACGUUUAUAGCCUGUAUGCCGCGAAGUACGGCACCGAGGCGGAGAAGGCAUACUUCGAGAGCGCAGACCUGGUGCUGCAUUUCGGCCCUCACCUGACCAACACAAACACGUUUCUGUUCACCACGAUCCCCAAACCAGAAGCCACCAUCGCGUUUCCUCGGAACGGAGUGGAGUACGGCGGGAAGCUGUACCGGGAUGUCUCGACGCGGCGAUUCCUCGACAAGCUGCUAUCCAAACUGGACUUCAGCCAGACCGUAAAAGUGCAGUCCCCGCCACCAAAGUCAAAGUCGAAACCCGCCUCCGCCUCGUCCACAGCAGCAGCCCUCCCCGACUCCGGCGCCAUCGUGCAGCAGAACUUCUUCCCGCUCAUCAGCACCAUGUUCCAGACCGGCGACAUGAUCCUCACCGAGACCGGCACCGCAGCAUACGGCGGCCGCCUGCUCUCCCUCCCUGCAGACUGCCGGUUCUUCACGUGCGUGACCUGGUUGUCCAUCGGGUACAUGCUGCCCGCGACGCUCGGCGCGGCCGUGGCAUACCGCGAGGUCCUGUCCAGCUCGUCCUCGUCCUCAUCCUCGUCCUCGGGUGCCGGCUCGGCGAGGAGACGACACAGCGGCCGCGCGACGCUCUUCAUAGGCGACGGCUCCUUCCAGAUGACUGCGCAGGAGGUCAGCACCAUCAUCCGCGAGAAGCUCCCCGUGACCAUCAUCCUGCUCAACAACAACGGGUACACGAUCGAGCGGGCGAUCCACGGGCGGACGCAGGGGUACAACGACAUUGCCAAGUGGAAACACGAGUAUGUCCUGGGCCUGUUCGGGCAGAGCGAGGAGCAGCGGCAGCGGAAUUACACCAGGGUGCGCAACUGGGGGGAGCUGAGGACUGCGAUGGACAAGGUGAGAGUCGGGGAGGACAAGGAGGAUGAUGGCGAGGUCAAGCUUGUAGAGGUGUUUAUGGACCAGGAGGAUUGUAUUGGUGCGUUGAGGGAUCUGAUGGAUCGGCAGAUCAAGGAGGCUGCGUUGACGAAGGGGGCAUAAAGGUCGGUGGGGCGGACAAUUAGACACCGAUGUUAAUGGAUGAUUUCUGGUUGUUGCAAACGAGCGCCUUGACAAGGUAGUCUUAUCGAUUGGAAUUUCGGUCGGCCCAAUGCCAAAAAGAA
Molecule: messenger RNA, 2045 nt
Organism: Microdochium trichocladiopsis
Lineage: Eukaryota; Fungi; Ascomycota; Sordariomycetes; Xylariales; Microdochiaceae
Product: pyruvate decarboxylase
Exons: 1
Coding region: 106-1923 (605 amino acids)
Molecular function (GO): magnesium ion binding; carboxy-lyase activity; thiamine pyrophosphate binding
Source: RefSeq, a predicted model, not a curated record